Messenger RNA from Penicillium chermesinum, 2850 nucleotides. Its product is annotated as snoRNA-binding rRNA-processing protein DIP2. The coding region runs from base 1 to 2850 and encodes 949 amino acids. Gene Ontology annotation, biological process: maturation of SSU-rRNA. The record is from RefSeq and is a predicted model, not a curated record. The transcript has 4 exons. Gene Ontology annotation, molecular function: snoRNA binding; protein binding. Gene Ontology annotation, cellular component: small-subunit processome; Pwp2p-containing subcomplex of 90S preribosome. Lineage: Eukaryota; Fungi; Ascomycota; Eurotiomycetes; Eurotiales; Aspergillaceae.
AUGGUGAAAUCUUACCUGAAAUUCGAGCAUUCGAAUACGUUCGGGCUCGUCGCUUCGGCGUCGUCCAAUGCGAUCUGGGCCAAGGACGAUCAAAUCCCGGGUUCGGCUCGCCAAACUGGUGCAGGCAGGGCGAUUGUCGGCGCUGCUGAAGAGGUCCUUUGCUGGGAUGUCAAGAAGGGAGAGCUGCUAGGACGGUGGCGUGACUCGGCAUGCAGAGCACAAGUGACAGUCGUCACCCAGAGCAAGACAGAUGAAGAUAUAUUUGCAGAUGGCAGUAUCCGAAUUUGGGAUUCAAGAACCAGCACGGUCAUUAUCUCCUUCAAUGGUCACAAAUCCGCCGUCACCCAACUGGCUUUCGACAAUGCCGGUGUUCGACUCGCCAGUGGUUCCAAAGACACCGACAUCAUCCUUUGGGACUUGAUUGCCGAAGUCGGCCUAUUCAGGCUGCGUGGCCAUACCGGCCAGAUCACUUCCCUCCAUUUUCUUUUCCCAUCCGCAGAACUUCUCAAUUCCUUCGGAUUAAGCGAUCACGCAGGCUUUAUUCUCACCACCGGCAAGGAUGCCUUGAUCAAAAUUUGGGAUCUGGCAUCACAACACUGCAUUGAGACUCAUGUCGCACAAACAAAUGGUGAAUGCUGGAGCCUUGGUCUCUCACCGGAUCAAGGUGGAUGCAUUACAGCUGGCAAUGAUGGAGAAUUGCGGGUCUGGUCUAUCGAUGAGAGCGCCAUGGUUGAGAUCUCUAAGGAAAAGGUUGGAGCCGAAGGCCGCCAAAUUCUGACUGACCGGGGGACGUUCUAUCGACACGGUAAAGAUCGUACAAUCGGCAUUCACUUCCACCCUCGCGCAGAUUAUGUUGGAUUUCACGGCUCUGAGAAGUCUGUCGAGAUCUGGCGAAUUCGCUCCCAAACAGAGGUCCAGAAAAGCCUGGCCCGUAAACGCAGGCGCAGGAAGGAGAAGGAGGCUCAGCGCGAAGGAGGAGCCAAAGAAGCCGACGAGGAGAAAGAGAAAAAUGAGGAUGUCUCCUCCGCACCUGUUACUGAAGUGUUCAUCUCCCAUGUCAUUGUUCGCACAGGUGGAAAAAUUCGCUCUUUUGACUGGAUGACCACUAAGGCUGGUAGCCUAAACAUCCUGGCCGCUACCACGAAUAACCAGCUGGAGAGCUAUAGCAUCAAAUCAGCGGGUAAGAAGAGCAAGGAUGAUGAAGAGUCAGAUUAUACACGGAAUCUGGCAGUCGAUAUUCCCGGUCAUCGGACAGACAUCCGAUCCAUUGCCCUGAGUUCGGAAGAUAGAAUGCUGGCUUCCGCAUCGAAUGGUAGCCUGAAAAUCUGGAACACACGAACGGAGACUUGUCUUCGUACCCUUGAAUGUGGAUAUGCUCUGUGCUCUGCAUUUCUCCCCGGCGAUAAGAUCGUGGUGGUCGGAAACAAGAAUGGCGAGCUUGAAGUGUUUGACAUUGCCUCUUCUACAUUAUUAGACACUAUAAAGGCCCAUGAUGGCCCUGUUUGGUCUCUUAAUGUGCAUCCAGAUGGCAAGUCCAUGGUCAGUGGGAGUGCAGACAAGACGGCCAAAUUCUGGAAUUUCACUGUUGUGCAGGAGGAUAUUCCUGGAACCAAGCGCACCACUCCCCGUCUGAAACUGGUGCACACAAGAACCUUGAAGGUCAAUGAUGAUAUUCUUAGCCUUCGAUUCUCUCCGGAUUCCCGGUUGCUAGCAGUGUCUUUGCUGGACAACACUGUCAAAGUUUUCUUCGUGGACUCCUUGAAACUUUUCCUUAAUCUCUAUGGCCACAAGCUUCCUGUCUUGAGUAUGGAUAUUUCUUAUGACAGCAAGCUGAUUGUCACUUGCUCUGCCGAUAAGACUGUUCGUCUUUGGGGCUUGGAUUUUGGAGAUUGCCACAAGUCCUUACUUGCUCACGAAGACAGUGUAAUGGCGGUGGCUUUUGUCCCUUCGAACAGGGAUGGAAACGGCCACAACUUCUUCAGUGCCAGCAAGGACCGUGUCAUCAAAUACUGGGAUGGCGACAAGUUCGAACACAUUCAGAGGCUCACUGGUCAUCAUGGCGAAAUCUGGGCUUUGGCAAUCAGCCACUCAGGAGAAUUCAUUGUCAGUGCGAGUCAUGAUAAGAGCAUCCGUAUUUGGAAGCAAACCGAUGAGCCCCUGUUCUUGGAGGAAGAGCGUGAAAAGGAGAUGGAGGAGGCUUACGACAGUACCCUUACCGCAUCUCUUGAGCAAGAUGAAGAUGGCGAGGACGGUGAAAAGGCCGAAGCAGUGGAUGUUGGCAAACAGACGACCGGCACACUCAUGGCCGGAGAGAAGAUCAUCGAGGCACUGGACCUUGGUAUCGAAGAUCUUGAGGUUAUGCGUGAAUGGCGCAAGGUCAAGGCCGCCAACCCUAAAGCUGCUGCUCCUGACCGCAAUCCGCUUUAUCUUGCAUUUAACAAUAUCUCUGCGGAACAGCAUGUCCUGAGCACUGUGCAGAAGAUUCCUGCCGCUGCCUUACAGGAUGCCCUCUUGCUCCCCGCUCUCUUCACCUUUCUCAACAUCUGGGCGGAGCGCGAAUGGAACGUUCCGCUGACCUGCCGUGUCUUGCUUUUCAUGCUCAAGACUCACCACCGUCAAAUUGUGGCCAGCAAGAUGAUGCGCCCUAUGCUAGACAGUAUCAGAUCAGCCCUGCGUCGUGUUCUUUCUCGUCAGAAGGAAGAGAUGGGAUUCAACCUGUCUGCACUUCAAUUCAUUGGUGACCAGAUUCGCGAGCAUAGUACUAAGGACUAUAUCGACGAGGAGAACUGGGAAUCGCAGCACGCCCAGAAGGGAUCAGGCAAGAAGCGGCAAUUCGUAAGCAUUGCAUAG